Messenger RNA from Anisakis simplex (herring worm), 414 nucleotides. NCBI's taxonomy places the organism in Eukaryota, Metazoa, Nematoda, Chromadorea, Rhabditida, Anisakidae. The record is from the annotation of a GenBank genome assembly.
GCAUCGCUAAUGUAUCCAACUUUGGCAGCACGAGCAAUAUUUGUCGCGUUCGUACAAGCUUUCGGUGUAUCGACGGUUGUAAGACCGAAUGCAACCACUUCAAUCCACACGACACAUUUGGUCAAUGAAGAUGGUCAGUGGAAGCCUGCAUCGCAACGUGAAAAUCGUCAUCGAGCCACAACAGACGAACCAUCGGUGGCGUUGAGAUUGGUCUUCUUGACGUUUCUAAUGAUCUUCAUAUCAAUAUUUGUUUUUUAUACGAUCUAUUUGGUGGUGCGUUGUGUGAGAUCCAGAGUUGACGUGUUCAGGACAACGUCGGCUAUCAAGGCUAUCCAAAACCUCGAGGUGACCAGUAUGACAAUAACUGGAGUUAUUGUAUGGUUGAUAGGAGAACUCGAAAAUAUUCUCCGAUAG